Molecule: messenger RNA, 1941 nt
Organism: Penicillium egyptiacum
Lineage: Eukaryota; Fungi; Ascomycota; Eurotiomycetes; Eurotiales; Aspergillaceae
Source: the annotation of a GenBank genome assembly
AUGGCAUCUGGACUCUCACCGACGCCUCGAAAGGAGGGUACAUGGACGAAGCUUGUGAUAUUUGUUGCGCUAUACUUGCUGCUCCUCGAGUCUAUCUUGGAAUGGGUGCUCGUGCUCUACCUCUACGGUAAUGGCCAGGUUGACUCAAAGAUGACCCUGAGUGUUGUACUUGCACUUGUCGCAUCUUUUCUCUCAGUGCCGCUUGUCAGCCUCCAAAGCCUGGUCGCUUGGCAAUACAACAAUAUCGGUGGAUUCGGAACACAGAAAACUAUUCUGCAUAAUAUCUGCACAUAUGUGCUGCGCUUGGAUCUGAUGCUUUGGUUAGCUACAAGUGUAGCCGGUCUAGUGGUCGCUGCACAGCAGGUGUACUGUCUCUCGGAAGGGACUGACGCAAGCUUCUGGAGAGUUGGUAAAAGCUGUGCCUUCCACCGAGCAUCUGUCAUCGUGUCGGUGGUUUCAAUGGUCACUGUGUGCACCAUGUACUGUGCAAAGGAGCUUUGCGAUCGACCAUAUGAUGUAUCGCUUCUUGGUAUCUACAAGCACCAGAAAGUUACCAGAGAGGGCAGUAUCGUCUCUGGUAAUAGCUGGGAGAGCGAGGAUACCCUCAAAAACGAGAUUCUCUAUCUUUGUCGCCAACAUGAUGGAACCGGAGCCGGGGAGUUCUGGUCCGUGGACCCAAUCGCCAACAGAGUCAACUGUCAUCCCAGCGUCCGACAUCCUGCCCCGGCCCGUCUGCGGCCUCAACUCCGAGUCGACACUGAUCCUGGUUCGACAUAUGGAGAGAUUAUGUCUGGAACGACAAUUUCGCCAGAGGACGCUCCAAACCGUAUUUCGCCUGGAUCCCAAAGCCUGGCUAGCGAAUUCUAUCCCAUCUCGAGCACGUCUACCGUGAUGAGUUCACAGACAGCCAGCGAGUUACGCGCUCUUCUCUCUGAUGCGCCUGCUCCCAGAGUCCCGGCCAUUCCCCAGGAAUACACCAACCAUAAAAGAGGAAAGUCAUCACUCUCUUCUCUCAGACGUCUCCUACCAAAGUCAUUUCCAUUGUCGCUUCCGUUAUCAGCGGAUCCUCAAAUCCAGGCGCUCGCAGACCCCAACACCGCAUCAGAUGUCGAAAAGCAGGUCGUGACACCAAACACCAUGCCCAAGGGAAUCCCUCAAUCCACAACCUACCAGCUCAUCGCAAACGGCAACACCCCGAACGCCUCUUCAGCGUCCCUCCCUCAAAGCCCUGCCAACACCCAACCCAAACCCAACCCAGCACGGCAAGAAGGCCACACCAGAACAAUGACAAUGAACUCCGCCGACGCCCCGGAAGUAGUCCCAUCAACCCCUUCCCCUCCACCAAUAGUGCGCCGCUCGCAAACAGCCCACGCCAUGCCGGCAACCCGCUCAAUCCACCACCCACACCACCCAAACUUCAUCCCACGCCCACCUCCCCAACCACAACCAAGAGCAUACUCCCAGUCCCGGCGACACGCCGCAGGUCCAAAAAUGCAACCAGAUUCAAUGCGAAAGAACAUGCAACCGCAACAAAAUAUCAUCCACAACGCCGUCCGCAGCUCCUCCUACCACUUCGACCCAAACCACGUCCCACGUCACUCGCAGAGCCAGUAUAACCCCCACCACCCAGGGUGCAGCCAGUACGGACACCAAUCAUCCCGUCGGGCAAAGCAGCGCCGCUACGGCUCCGUCCGAUCCAUGCCAGCGCCGAUCCCCCGUCGCAAUGACAUCGAGGUAAUCUACCCCAGCACGCGUCGCCCGCGCAGCAAUACCCCUGCCGGCGCGAGUGGCCCGCUCAGCUGUAUCUUGGAGACGGCAUCGGACGCGCGUGCGGUGGAUGAUCCGAGGCCUGUGUCCGCUGCUUACUCGGAGUUGCCGUCGAAUUCUAUUGAUGAGACGAAGUAUCGUGGGGCGAAUCGUACGAGUUUGAGCUUUUACUGA